AUGUGGGUCUCCUCCAAACCUUCACAAACUUCCUUCCUCUGCCCUUUACAACUCCCCAAUCCAAUCCCCAACAACACCACUCCCUCCAAAUCACAUUCACAUCCCCUCACCCAAAUCCAAUGCGGCCUUCGCGAGCUCCGUGUCCGCAUCGACUCCGUCAAGAACACUCAAAAAAUCACCGAGGCCAUGAAGAUGGUGGCCGCCGCCAAAGUCCGUCGAGCCCAAGAAGCCGUCCUCAACGCUCGACCCUUCUCCGAGACCCUCGUCGAAGUCCUCUACAACAUCAACGAACAACUCCAAACCGAAGACAUCGACAUCCCACUUACAAAAAUCCGUCCCGUCAAAAAAGUCGCUUUAGUAGUCGUCACCGGAGAUCGAGGCCUUUGCGGAGGCUUCAAUAACGCCGUCAUACGAAAAUCCGAGGCCCGAAUGAGAGAGUUGAAAGAGCUCGGGAUCGAUUAUACGGUCAUAAGCGUGGGAAAAAAGGGGAACGCUUACUUCAUCCGCCGGCCUUAUAUUCCGGUUGAUAAAUUUCUCGACGGGAGUUCGCUACCGACCGCGAAAGAAGCACAAGCGAUCGCGGACGAUGUUUUCUCUCUCUUCGUGAGCGAGGAAGUCGAUAAAGUCGAGCUUCUUUACACGAAGUUCGUCUCGCUAGUGAAGUCGGACCCUGUUAUACACACUUUGUUGCCGCUUUCGCCCAAGGGUGAGAUCUGUGAUGUGAAUGGGGUUUGCGUGGAUGCGGCUGAGGACGAGUUUUUCCGGCUCACGACGAAAGAGGGAAAGCUGACGGUGGAGAGGGAUGUGGUGAGGACUAAAACGUCGGAUUUUUCCCCGAUCUUGCAGUUCGAGCAGGAUCCGGUGCAGAUUCUUGAUGCUUUGCUGCCGCUUUAUCUCAACAGUCAGAUUCUGAGGUCUUUGCAAGAGUCGUUGGCGAGUGAGCUGGCGGCGAGGAUGAGCGCGAUGAGUAAUGCCACGGAUAAUGCGAUUGAGUUGAAGAAGAAUUUGUCGAUUGCGUAUAAUAGGGAGCGUCAGGCGAAGAUAACGGGUGAGAUUCUGGAGAUUGUGGCUGGGGCAGAUGCUAUGGCUUGA
Striga asiatica is the source of this 1092-nucleotide messenger RNA. Lineage: Eukaryota; Viridiplantae; Streptophyta; Magnoliopsida; Lamiales; Orobanchaceae. The record is from the annotation of a GenBank genome assembly.